Messenger RNA from Tremella mesenterica DSM 1558, 2072 nucleotides. RefSeq lists its product as uncharacterized. NCBI's taxonomy places the organism in Eukaryota, Fungi, Basidiomycota, Tremellomycetes, Tremellales, Tremellaceae. The record is from RefSeq and is a predicted model, not a curated record. Gene Ontology annotation, cellular component: cytoplasm; mitochondrion. The transcript has 10 exons. Gene Ontology annotation, biological process: mitochondrial glycyl-tRNA aminoacylation. Bases 1 to 2004 code for a protein of 667 amino acids. Gene Ontology annotation, molecular function: glycine-tRNA ligase activity; ATP binding.
AUGACGUCCCACGCUUCCGUCUCUCAACCCUCCACAUUGGCUCAACCAAUCAACAAAUCCGCUCAUGCCUUUGACAAGGUCAUGUUGGAUGCCAUGUUGGCAAGGAGGUUCUUCUUCGCACCUGCUUUCGAGAUCUACGGUGGUGUCGCUGGGCUGUAUGAUUACGGUCCCACCGGUUCAGCCUUACAGGCUAACAUAUUGGACGCUUGGAGAAAACAUUAUAUAAUCGAAGAAGACAUGUUGGAAUUAGACACCACCAUCAUGACUCUAUCUGAUGUGCUCAAAACUUCUGGUCACGUGGACAAAUUUGCCGACUGGAUGUGUAAAGACGUUCAAACGGGAGAAAUAUUCCGAGCGGAUCAUCUCGUCGAAGCUGUCCUUGAGGCUAGGUUGAAAGGCGACAAAGAAGCUCGUGGUGUCAAAGAAGAAGUCGAAGUGGAGGAAGACGAUAAGAAGAAAAAAAGGAAGAAAAACGUCAAAACUGUGGCUGUGAAGUUAGAUGAUGAGGUUGUAGCGGAGUAUGAAAGUCUCCUCGCACAAAUCGACAAUUACACCGGACCAGAAUUAGGCGAGCUUAUACGGAAACACAAGAUCGUCAAUCCCAGUACGGGGAAUGAAAUGACAGAGCCGGUGGAAUUCAACUUGAUGUUCGAGAGUAACAUUGGUCCCACCGGGCAGAUCAAAGGCUACCUUCGACCGGAAACAGCUCAGGGACAUUUUGUCAAUUUCGCGAGGUUAUUGGAAUUCAAUAAUGGUCGUGUGCCUUUUGCCUCCGCACAGAUCGGUAGAAGUUUCAGGAACGAAAUCGCACCUAGACAAGGUCUACUCCGUGUCCGUGAGUUCACAAUGGCGGAAAUCGAGCAUUAUGUCGAUCCUCUCGACAAACGACAUGCCCGGUUUGCAGAAGUGAAAGAUGUCAAACUUGCUCUUCUCCCCAAAAAUGUUCAAAGUGAGGGGAAAACGGAUAUUACGCAUAUGUCAGUUGGAGAAGCUGUGGCUCAGAAAAUCAUCGACAAUGAGACGUUGGGGUAUUUCCUGGGCAGGACACAAUUAUUCUUGAUUAAAAUCGGUAUUGAUCCCGAGAGAUUGAGAUGUAGACAGCAUAUGGCGAAUGAGAUGGCUCAUUAUGCGGCGGACUGCUGGGACUUUGAAAUUCAAUCGUCUUACGGGUGGAUCGAAUGCGUCGGAUGUGCCGACAGAUCAGCGUACGAUCUCACCGUUCAUUCCGUCCGGACUAAACAACCUUUACGAGUCCAAGUGAAACUUGAUCAACCUCGGGUGGUGGAGAAAUUGGAAUGUACCUUUGACGCUAAAGCAUUCGGGAUGAAGUUCAAGAAAGAAGCUGGGAUGUUGAAGGAGACCUUGGCGGGUAUGGAUAGGGAUCGAUUGCAAUGCGUGAAGGAUGAGCUGGAAACGGGUGUGGCAUCGGUUAAAGGGACCGACGGGAAGUCAUAUGAGAUCAGCUCUGAGUUAUUAAAGAUCGAACCUGUCAUCGUGACAGAGCAUGUGCGCGAGUUCACUCCUAAUGUCAUUGAACCUUCCUUCGGUAUCGGCAGAAUACUUUACUCUCUCCUCGAACAUAGUUAUUGGGCUAGGGAAGCAGACAAAGCUAGGGUGGUCUUGUCUCUCCCGUCGUUAGUCGCGCCUAUCAAAUGUUUGAUCGUCACCAUCUCACAAGAUCCUCAACUUCGAACACUCAUCCAUGAUAUCUCCCAUAAAAUGAGAAAACUUGGCAUUGCUAGCCGAGUAGACGACUCUUCCGCUUCCAUCGGUAAGAAAUACGCUCGUAAUGACGAACUGGGUACGCCGUUCGGAUGUACAGUCGAUUUCGCCUCUCUGCAAAAAGGAACGAUGACUCUACGUGAGCGUGAUUCGACUUCGCAAUUGAUCGGACCUAUCGACACCGUUAUCGACGUGGUGGAUCGAUUGGUGAAGGGAACUAUUGAUUGGCAAGGGGCUACAGAGGUGUUGGAGACGUAUAGUGGUGUGCAGGAUGUUGAAUAAGGAGUAAGAGUACAGAUUGUAAAGUGUAUAGUGUGUGUAAUUCAUUGGAUCAUUAAUCAAAUCUUUUG